Aspergillus mulundensis is the source of this 165-nucleotide messenger RNA. RefSeq lists its product as uncharacterized. The coding region runs from base 1 to 165 and encodes 54 amino acids. The transcript has 3 exons. The record is from RefSeq and is a predicted model, not a curated record. Lineage: Eukaryota; Fungi; Ascomycota; Eurotiomycetes; Eurotiales; Aspergillaceae.
AUGAACUUCUCUUGGAUCGCCACCCUCGCUCUCAUUGGCACGGCCAUGGCAGCUGGAAACAAUCUUCCCGCCGGUGCUCCUUGCACCAAGGACGGCAAGAUGGGCACCUGCCAGUCCGGCCUCUGCAUUCAAGAUGUCCACGCCAGCCAGGGUACCUGCAAAUAG